CGGCGGCCCCUCAGCGGCCGGAAGCGGUGCCGGCGGCACAAGAUGGCGGCGCAGCGGCGGGGCUGGGCGGGCGCUGUGGCGGCGGAGCGGCCGCUGGGGCGCUCGGCCUCGGAGCUGCUGCUGCACCCGGAGCUGCUCUCGGAGGAGUUCCUGCUGCUCACCCUCGAGCAGAAGAACAUUCUCGUCAAAAAUGAUGUGAAGAUGGACAAAGAUGGCCUCACUGAUCUCUACAUUCAACAUGCUAUUCCGUUGCCUCAGCGUGACCUACCCAAAAGUCGAUGGGGGAAAAUGAUGGAAAAGAAAAGACAGCAAAAUGAACUGAAAAGUGAAAAUAAGAGUGUUACAGCGGUGGAAGGAUUGAGGAAACGGCCAUUAAUUGUAUUCGAUGGUAGUUCAACGAGCACAAGCAUAAAAGUGAAGAAGACAGAGAAUGGAGCUACCGAUCGCCUAAAACCUCCCCCAGCUGGAAGCACCACCAAUACCGUUAGGAGAUUAUCAGCUUCUUCAAAUGCCUCAUCAUACAUUUCAGCCUCCAGUUUACCAGAGGACGCUAAGCUGGAAGUGAGGAAUAGUGAGGCUAAGCAGAACAAUAUUUCAAAGACUAAUAGCAGUGUAUUGGCUAAUCUGAAGGCGUACCCUUUGACUCCAGUAGCAGGAGCUACUGUUGUGAAGUUAAAGAGAUCUGUUCCAAAAGAAGACUCUGAUUUGCCGAAUGACCUAAAGCCUACGGAAGCAAAAAAGAAAAUCCAGCAUGUUACAUGGCCAUGAAGUAGCUAGCGGUGCUCCAAACAUAAAUGUUACUUCCAUGUUUUCAAACAGAUAAGUCAUAUUUGAACAGUUUAGGUACUCUUAUUUUUAAACCUUACAGGGAUUCAGAUUGCUGUGAAGUUUUAACAAGUUUAAAGGUUCCCUGUUGUAAAUCUGGAGUCAUUAUCACCAGUCACCUUAAGAGUGUCUACUAUUGUACACAAAACAGUUUAUUCCCUCUUUAAAAGGUGGUAAUAUUACAUUACACCAAAUCCUCCACUUUUAGUUUUCAAGAUUAUUAUAGUUCAUCUCCUGCGUGUCCUUACAAAUCACAUGCAUAAAUAUUCUUGAUUUGUUUUCAGUAAGAUUCAGUUCUGUUCUGCUUCUGGAUAAAUAGUUAAAAUAGUUAUUGAUAUUCAGAGCGAUCCCAGGAGCCUUCUUGGCUUCAUGAAGAUAACUAAUUUAGAUGAGAAAACUGACUAUUCUGCUGAUAAGCUAUUCUGAGACACUUUUUUUUUUUCCUUUUUGUUGCACAGAACAUGAGUGUAGAAUUUACAGGGCAGGUUAAGUUGGUAAUAAGAGAUGAACUAUUUAACAGCAUUACUUCAAAUUGAAGUUUCUCUUAUUGACUUAUGAGAUAAGAAAUGCACAGACGGAAGUAUGUUAUUAGGCUGUCUGAUACGAAUCUUUGAGAGGAAGUAGUGAAUGGAUUAGUGCCAUGUUCUCUAAUACUCACAGGCAUAUUUUAUACACAUGUAAGUGUAAAAAUGUGCCGAUAUAGCAGAUUUGCUUGUUUUCCUGGUUAUAAUCAUGCUCAUAAAAUAUGGGGAAAACCUGUGGAAUUCAGGCCAGUGCUUUCUCAGCUUACAAACAGUUGGAGAGGGAAAGGGUCAGGAAGACUAAGUACCACCUUGAGAGCAUUAGCGUAUGUAGUUGCACUCUUAAAAAAUACAUAUUUUGUUCUCUUCCCUUCUUAUGAUCAUGUAAGGUGGAUGUUGGUUUUCUGUGAAACUUGAGAUUUUACCUGGAUUAUUGGUAGUGCCUUAUAAGGCAGGCAUCCAGUUAAGUUGAUGGCAACUUUUUUUUAUUAAAUCUCAGUGGCUCAGGAUGAAGCCUAAUCCAUUUUAAAUAUAUGGAUGGUAGAAAACAAUAGUACUUCCAGACUUAGUAAAACAUAAAUAAAAAAUCUACUUCUGAAUCCACUUAGCUAACUCACUAAAAUAAGCUGUCAGUAGUGAUCUGAAGGCUUGUUUACAUUUUUUUUAAUUGGUUAGUACUGAAACCAAAAAUUGUAGCUUAAUUCAUUACUGACAGUUGUCCAUUCACUGUUGUGACAUAAAAGGCACUUCUUGAAUGCUGUAAAAUGGUAAGAAUGUGUGUUUUGAAAUAUUGUGUGCUGUUUCCCUUUUACUAAACACUUGUGCAGUUUUUGUACUUGAGUACAGCAAACUUUAACGUAAUGUACAUUUUGUAUGUAAAGAGUUGUCUUUUAAGUAGCCUUAUCCUAUUUAAAUAAAUUCAAUUAAAAGCAAA
Molecule: messenger RNA, 2280 nt
Organism: Anas platyrhynchos (mallard)
Lineage: Eukaryota; Metazoa; Chordata; Aves; Anseriformes; Anatidae
Gene: TSLIG2
Product: chromosome 1 C2orf49 homolog
Biological process (GO): embryonic morphogenesis
Cellular component (GO): tRNA-splicing ligase complex
Source: RefSeq, a predicted model, not a curated record